AUGGCAAUGGUUUCUUCAACUUUGAGCUCUAAUUAUGGUGGUGCUGAUGUUAGUAAACGCCAUGCUGCUUUUCAAUUCUUGGUCUCUCGUUAUCAUUUCAACAACUCUAAAGUAUUACUUAAAGGACGCAAUACUGGGUUCUCUUCACGUCGAGGAUUUCGAGUUUCUUGCGAAAUCAAGACAGAGGAGAUUAAGAUAAGAAGGUUUUCACCUUACCUAGAAAGGACUUUAGUUUCCAGCAGUGGUGCCUUAAACUCUGAUGAUUGGAGAGCAGUUCCUGACAUUUGGAGGUCUUCAGCAGAGAAAUAUGGUGAUCGGAUUGCAGUGAUGGAUCCGCAUCAUGAUCCACCUACAAGUAUGACUUAUAAACAGUUGGAGCAGGAAAUAUUAGAUUUUUCUGAAGGCCUAAGGGUUAUUGGAGUUAAGCCAGAUGAGAAGCUUGCAUUUUUUGCUGAUAAUUCAUGCCGGUGGCUUAUUGCAGAUCAAGCUAUGAUGGCCAUGGGAGCUGUUAAUGUGGUGAGGGGAUCAAGAUCAUCUGUUGAAGAGCUAUUUCAAAUAUACAAUCACUCUGAAAGUGUUGCACUUGCAGUGGACAAUCCUGAAUUGUUCAAUCGAAUUGCAGAAACAUUUUGUUCCAAGGCAGCUCCCAGAUUUGUCAUUCUCCUUUGGGGAGAGAAGUCACACCUUGCUACCAAUGGAAUGGAGGGGAUACCUAUUUUUAAUUACAAGGAGCUAAUAGAUUUGGGGCAAGAAAGCCGUAAAGCUUUUGUUGAUUCUGAUGAUGCUAGGAAGCACUACAAAUACGAAACAAUAAGCUCUGAUGAUAUUGCUACACUUGUUUAUACUAGUGGAACUACUGGAAAUCCAAAAGGUGUGAUGCUUACACAUAAGAAUCUGCUGCACCAGAUAAAUAAUUUGUGGGAAAUUGUGCCUGCUCAACCUGCGGACAGAUUUCUGAGUAUGCUUCCAACUUGGCAUGUAUAUGAGCGAGCUUGUGAGUAUUUCAUAUUUGCGCAUGGAACUGAACAAGUAUACACAACUGUCAGAAAUUUAAAGGUUGAUCUGCAGCAAUAUCAGCCGCAUUACGUGAUCUCUGUUCCUUUAGUAUUUGAGACGCUUUACAGUGGCAUACAAAAACAAAUUUCUACAAGCUCCACUCUUCGUAAACUUCUUGCACUUACCUUCAUAAAGAUGAGCUUGGCAUACAUGGAGAUGAAGAGAAUUUAUGAGGGAACUUAUCUUACAAGGUCUCAGAAGGAACCAUCGUAUUUUGUUUCAAUGCUGGACUGGUUAUGGGCAAGAAUCAUUGCUGCAAUCUUGUUGCCAGUACAUAUGUUGGCUAAGAAGCUUGUUUACAGUAAAAUUCACUCAGCAAUUGGAAUGAGCAAGGCUGGCAUAAGUGGUGGUGGUAGUUUACCUGCACACGUUGACAAGUUUUUUGAGGCAAUUGGUGUUGUAUUGCAGAAUGGAUAUGGUAUGACAGAGUCAUCUCCAGUCACUGCUGCUCGACGACCUAGCAAAAAUGUUCUUGGUUCAAUUGGGGAUCCAAUUCAGCAUACAGAAUUUAAAAUUGUAGAUGCAGAAACUGGUGAAUCUCUUCCACAUGGCUCAAAAGGGAUUGUAAACGUCAGAGGGCCACAAGUGAUGAAAGGUUACUACAAGGUUGUUGGGGCUUCAAUUUUGGAUACCAGUAGUGUAGAAUGGGGUUUAUUUGGGGCUGAAUUGGGAUUGUUUGAAGCUAAUCCAUUGGCCACAAAGCAAGCUGUAGAUGAGGAUGGUUGGCUAAACACUGGUGAUAUAGGUUGGAUAGCUCCUUACCAUUCAAGAGGGCGAAGCCGUCAUUGUGGAGGGGUUAUUGUUCUUGAAGGCCGUGCCAAGGAUACUAUAGUUCUUUCGACAGGUGAAAAUAUUGAGCCCUUGGAGCUUGAGGAAGCUGCAAUGAGGAGUAGUCUUAUUCAACAGAUUGUUGUUAUUGGCCAGGAUCAACGUCGUCUUGGAGCUAUAGUUGUUCCAAACAAAGAGGAGGUACUAGAGGCUGCAAAAAAGUUGUCCAUUGUAGAUGCAGAUGCCUCAGAGCUGAGUAAGAAGCAGGUCACCGGCCUGAUAGAUGAAGAAUUAAGGAAGUGGUAA
Dovyalis caffra is the source of this 2130-nucleotide messenger RNA. NCBI's taxonomy places the organism in Eukaryota, Viridiplantae, Streptophyta, Magnoliopsida, Malpighiales, Salicaceae. The record is from the annotation of a GenBank genome assembly.